GACAAUGGUCGUUCUUGGUUCUGGAUCCGCUACCUCGACGGAGCUUCUCCUGACUUGGGGACUUCUCUCUCUCCUUCCUCUUCUUCUUCCUCUUCCUUCGUCUUGCGUCGCGUUCCUUUCACUCCACUUCGCUUGGUUGCUCCUCCUCCUCCAGUCCAGGCUUUGUUAAACUUACUGUAAGAGUGUAGGAGGUCUCAUCAUGUUCAAGAAGUCAUCGAGCAGAAAUCAGAGAUCUAAAGGUGUGAAGAUCAAACAAAGUCUUCAGAUUUUACUUUUGCUUGGUAUAUGCUUCUGGUUGAUAUAUCAAGUCAAGUACUCACAUGAUAAGAAGAGAGAACUGAAUGAGAAAGAUGCCAAAACAUCGGUGAAAGAUGAACGUGGUGGUGCUGUGAAAUUUGGGAGAAAGGAUCUUCAUCCUCGGCGGGAUGAAACGGCUACGAUCACAAAUCAUGUGGAAGAUGAAGAGGAAAGCCGAGAGGAGAUUGAUGAAACAGUUACAAUCACGAAUCAUGUAGAAGAUGAAGAGGAAAGCAGGGAGGAGAAUGAUGAAAGUAAGCGCGACGAAGAGCAUGAUGAUGAAGAAACAAGUAAGCACGAGGUAGAACAGGGAGAAGAGGCGAACAAACACGAACAUGAUGAGAGAGAGGAUGCAAAUGAGAGUGUAACAGAGCAAGAAGCUGCAGGGAGACAUGAAGAGGAAGAAGAGCGCGAAGAAGAGGAAAAUAGGAUUGAUGAUCCGGAAGUAGUGAGAGAAGGUGGAGAGGACGAGACUGAUGAGCCUGACGAAGAGAAAGCGCAGGGAGAAGUUGAUCGCGAGGAGGAGUUCAUUGAUGAGGAGAAAGAGAGAGAAGAGGAUAAUGAUGAGAAGGAGACUGAAGGUGAUGACGGGGAGGACAAAGAAGGUCAACCGGAGGAUGAGAAUGUUUUGGAGGAUGAAGAACACGACGAGAGUGAGAGUAGUCAUAGUAGACAAGAGGCACGCGAAGAACAUUACAAAGCUGAUGAUGCUUCCAGUGCAGUUACCCAUGACGCCCAAUCUACAGUGAUAGACACGGAAAAGCUAGGUUCACAUGAUGCCAAUGACAACUCUGGAUCAAGUAAAACAGGUCAGGAAAGCAACUCGACCAUCUCUAACCAAAUUAAUGAAGGUCAGGAUAACUCGAGGUCAAAUACGGAAGAAAAUCAAGUUGCUGAAAAGGCUGCAAAUUCCAGUGAAGUGGUAAGUGGAAUUAAGGAUCCUGAUGUUACCAAGACUGGCCCUGCAAAUAGUUCGCUUCUGAAACCAGCUGUUACUACCAAGGCCAAGGACCAAGAAGAUGCAGGAGUCAAAUCCUCGGAAGUGAAUAUGGGAUCUAGCAAUAACCUGACAAUGACUGGCCAGCCGAUUAAUGGAACCGAGAACAUCUUGGAUUCCCCUCAAGCUCAUAAUCGAACCGGGGUUGAUGCGCAUGCCAGUGAUGGCUCCAACCAGCAAAAUAUUAGAGUGGAGAUGGCCAGAGCCUCUACCGGAAAUUCUUCUGGCGGCGAAUCUGAUUCGACUUCGUCGAUUUCCACUACUGAAACGGGGAAUUCAUCAAAUUUGAAUAAUGAUCAGACAUCAGCAGUGAAGGAUGAGAACAUAAGCUCUGACAUGAAAGGUGAAGCAGAGAACGUGUUGAAACUACCGUCCAUGACAAAAGUGAAAGAUGAUCAUACCCAAAAUGAGGCGUUGGAUCGCCGGAGUGAGGCAGGCAGCAGUAACACUAGCUAAUAUGUCCACUUUCUGAUUAACGAGGAUCGCAAGACUCGUGUGCACUUCGAGGUUGUCCUCACUGAAUCUUUGGAUUUUUUCCGAUUUGCUGGAGACAAGAUAAACGGCUGGACUUAGAUACAGGUGAUAUGCUUCUUGGGCUCUGAAGGGGUGUAUGAAUUUUGGUUUCUUUUUUCUUUGAUGUGCACGCGCAUUAGCGUUCUUCUUCAGUUGUUUUUGCAAUGUGUAUUCCCUCAGAUUCUCUCUGUGCCAAUAACUGCAAAGUCUUACUGGGUUUCUAUAAUGAUCUGGACAUGUUGCCCACGCAUUUUGCGGGCGUUACUGGAUGAACAA
This is a messenger RNA of Syzygium oleosum, 2083 nucleotides long. RefSeq lists its product as uncharacterized. The record is from RefSeq and is a predicted model, not a curated record. The coding region runs from base 200 to 1750 and encodes 516 amino acids. The transcript is spliced from 2 exons. NCBI's taxonomy places the organism in Eukaryota, Viridiplantae, Streptophyta, Magnoliopsida, Myrtales, Myrtaceae.